CAAUUUUGACAAUUUGCUUUGCCAGCCGAUGUAAUUUUAAUUUUUAUUAAAGUUCUUGAUUUUGAUUUAUAAUUAAAAUAUCGUUUUUGACACAAAAUUUAAUAAAUACUGUUAACUUAAAAUUGAAAAGUUAUACAGUAAUAAAAAUAUUAUCCAAUGUUACCACCUUGUGUGUAGUAAUAAAUUUAAUCAUAAAUAAAAGGCAAUGAUAUGGAAUUUAUUGAAUUGAUAUUGAUAAAUAAACUAGACGGAGUAAUAUUAAAAUAUCCACAUCAUGAGAAUGUCGAUGGCACAGUGUGUAUUACAGGACAUCAUCUUAUUUUGAGUUCUAGGAAAGAAGGCGUUCGCGAACUAUGGCUCCUCCACAAGAAUAUAGACAGCAUAGAAAAGAAAGAAAAUAAACCAAGUAGUGGAGUGAUGCAAGGAGGUUCACUGUUCCUCAAAUGCAAGGAUCUAAGGAUAUUCCAGCUGGAUAUAGCUGCCAGUAAUGAGUUAAAUCUCGUUGCACAAACUUUGGAAAACCUUUCCAAUUUGCAAGAUCCUGGGCUUUUCUAUCCAUUCUUUUAUAGACAUAUGCAUCCUAUUAUGGAGAAUGGUUAUACACUUUAUAGUUUAGAAGAAGAAUUUACAAAAGUCCUAGCCACAGAAGAGUGGAGAGUGUCACGAGUCAAUCAAAACUAUACAGUAUGCUCGAGCUAUGGAAAGGCUGUGCUAGUACCGAAGAGCAUUGAUGAUGAGACUCUUAUUGCUGCGGCCACUUUUAGACAAGGGGGAAGGUUCCCUGUUCUUUCAUAUAGGCAUAAUAAUGGGGCAGUAUUGAUUCGUGCUGGUCAACCACUGUACGGCCCGAAACAUCGUCGUUGUCGGCCUGAUGAGGCGAUUCUGAACACUGUCGUGGCUGUGGGCACUAAGGGUGUCAUAUAUGACUUGCGUAGUUCUAAUUCUAUCUCACAGCAGCAGAAUAAAGGUGGUGGUACAGAGAGUAACUCCAAUUACUCUCAAUGGAAAAUCUACAACAGAUCAAUGGACGAAGUGGACAACCAACAACAACUCUUAGAUAGUUUUUCUAAAUUAAUUGAAGCGUGCAACGAUCGCGAAAUAUCAAGCGAUAAGUGGGUGUCGAAGCUGGAGUCGUGCGGGUGGCCGGAGAGCGUACGGAACUCGCUGCAUACUGCAUGCAUUAUCGCUCAGCACAUACACCAAAAAGCUGAACCCGUAUUGAUUCACGGCACGCGUGGUGAAGAUGCGACCUUGCUUGUGUGUUCAUUGGUGCAGAUCAUACUGAAUCCCGACUGCAGGACUAUAAGGGGGUUACAAGCUCUGAUAGAGCGGGAGUGGCUGCAGGCGGGUCACCCGUUCGGUGCUCGGCUGCGUGGUGGUGCCUACAGCUCGCACUCGUCGCAUCACACGUCGCGAGCUGCGCCCACCUUCCCUUUAUUCCUGGACUGCGUGAGACAGUUCCUCGAACAGUUCCCAUGCAGUUUCGAGUAUCGUCAGUCCUUCCUCAUCACGCUCUUCGAGCAUUCUUAUGCUAGUCAAUUUGGGACAUUCCUGUGCGACAACGAUCAAGAGCGCGAGUCUCGAGGCGUAUACGAACAGACGACCAGCAUCUGGUCGUGGGUGAACCAGCCGGAUGAGCUCACAACCUACAUCAACCCGCUGUACGACCCUACCCCCACGGUCAUAUGGCCCUCGGUGGCUCCUAUGAGUUACGUCAUAUGGGAAGAACUGUAUCUCCGUUGGUUGAUUGAGCAACACACGGAAGAACGGGAGGAGCAGUACAGAACAAUUAGAGCUCGCGAACAACAAUUGCGCUCUCAGGCGCAGCUACUACGAAGGGAGCUGUUCGACAUCGCGCAUCAGUACUACGGAGACGGGAAACAACAGGUUAUUAAUGAUAAGUAGCCAGGUUAUGAUUAGAUUAUGGCGGGAAGUUAUUGACACUUUUAAUUUUCAAAAUGUCAUAAUAUUUUAAUAUUUCAGUCUCAAUUUUGGUUAGUUGCGUUAUAUAAAUCUCUAUAUGGAAUGAAUAAAAUAUUAUUAUUAUUGCGUUAUAUAUUUUUAUAUGCAAGCAGUUAUUUAUAAAAGUAUUUUCUUACACUUCAAGAUUGUGAUGAGGUGAUGUAUACCAAUUAGAGAGAAAAUGAUACUUAUGAAUGUAGUUUCGACUUCGAGCCUACUUUCAGCAGGUUUGCUGCCGAAAUUGAAACCGAAUUUUCGUGUUGGGUACUAUUGUAGUGAUUUCUUAUUAAUUUCAUAUAUUCUAUGCCUACUCAUAAGGUGUAUGCGCACUUAUCCUCGUCGAACACGAAUUUUAUCUUGUUAUUAAAUCUUAGAAAACCUCGCUCACCGAUUUGCGUUGAAUUGCUAGAUUAUACGGAGUUAAAUCGAAACUUAGUAUACUUUAGAGAGUAUUUUAUCAGUUAUACUGAAUAUUUCACCAAUGAAACACGGAAUUAAAAACGACAAAAUUUUUUACUGCUCUUAUAACUAACACUAACACUGACGCGCUCAGCUGUUUAGUUACUAUGGAAAAUUUAUAAUUUAUUGUCGUUUGCCGAAUUUUUGAUUCGCAAAAUUUCUGCUCUGAUAUUUUAUAGCAUGUGUAGAUUUCUUUUUUAAUAACCGCCUACGAUUUUAAUUUUUCUCUGUAUAGGUAUACAGGGUGAAUAUCCGAUAGAUAUAGGUAUAUCGAUUAGUUAUUUAGAUACAAUAGCGAAUUAUUGAGGAUUCGGUAACAAAUUCUCAAUAAAUGCCAAAAACGUCAUUGAUUCGAUGACGCGAUUGGGAGCGGUUUGCAGGCGACUGGCGGUGUACUUUGUAACGCUAUUCUUUCGGUGCGGAUAAGUGCGUGUUCACCUUUAAACUAAUUAUAUAAGAUCUUCAGCUUUUUAUAUUGGACCUAAUUAUUAUGUUACAAAGUAACUAAAUGGUGCGUGCUUAUACACCAAUAUGUAGAUAAUUAAGUUUAAACUUAAGACAAAUAAGACUGCCAUUUUCAUAUUGCUAUACCAUAAUAAUUGAUUUAUCCUAAAUCUCGCCUUUUUGCCACAAAUGUGUGAAACAGAACGUACUUACAAAGACUUCUAAAUACAGUAUAAUUAAAAAUCCAGAUAUUUAUGAAAAAAUUAUUAAAUUUAUGAAAAUGUCCGGUUUUUUGGCGCAUUUAUUACUAAUGUUGAUAAGAGAUUUGCAACAUAUUAUUUACAGAUUAGCUCUCUAACCGCCAUACUUAUGUAAAUAAUAUUAUUUUAUUAUAGUAAUCAUAGCCCUUUCUCUUUAUUGUCGAUUACCUAUGUGAUAAGUAUAAUUAUGAAUAAAUCUGAUUUUCUCAUACUAUAUAUAUAUUAUUAUAUAUAAUACGUUAUUUCAUGCGAGAUAUGUUUACGGAAAAAUUUACAAAUAUAACCGCGUAGUAAAUCUCGCAUUAGGGACUCAUUGACACUCUUUGAAAUUGCGUAUAUGUGUGAGUGAGCCGUGUAUUUACAAGCGAACUAACGCGCUAUGAUAAUAUUUCAUUAGUGAUUAUUCAUGCGAAAUAGUGAUGUGCCGUGUCGGCCAUUUUUUGUAUUCGAAUAUUUUGGUACUCAUUAAAAAAUAAUCGGAGAGUAAGAAGUACGUGUAUGGAUAUUCGAGUACUUCAUCGGAUUCCAUAUUGUUUUAAACUUUUCUGAAGCUUACUUUUUGUUUUGACCGUUGAUAAUUAAGAAAAAAUUCAAAAUUAUGAAAUCAUAAAAUAAAACAAAAUUUUUUGACAAGCAUGUGACUAAUAUUCGAGUUCUAGAAGUACUUGAAUCUUGUAUUCGAGUCAGCUUGACUUGGCACAUCACUAACGCGAAGUCUUUUUUCUCGUACAUGUAGUCACAUCUAGGGAAACAUUUCACAUAUUAUGGCUUUAAGAGAAAUUUCAUUAAAUUAAUUUGAAGACACUAAUGAUUAUAUAAUUUUAGUAUAUAUUACGUAAUAUACUAGAAAUAGGUUAGACUUGCAACAUUCCCUUCCUCUAUUAAAAUAGAAAUAUUAUUCAUAACAUUAUGGUACAAAAAAACAUAUAUGAUAUCUUAAUAUUGAUUGAAACAGAAAAUUUUAUUUAAAAAAAUAUUUUUUUUUUAAAUAAGCAACUAACUCAAUCGAAUUUAGGCUUUGUGAUGUUCCAUUUUUAUUAUCUGCGUUCAAUAUCGCCCGCAUGGGUAUAAUUAUGUUACCUCUAUAGAAAUUUUGGGUUAAUGUGCUUACGGUAUUGAGGGCAAGAAAAUCAAAGCUUACCAAUACGUCUUCCCACAACAAUUUUUAUUUUAUUUCACACGCUGUAUCAUAAAGUUAAAACGUGCAACUAUUUUUGUAACUCGUUAAAAAAAAAAACGAAUAGAGAUUAUUUAUUCGGCACGUAUUAUUUUUAAAUUCAGACUUCUAUGUGCAGUGUUCAAGUAUUCUAUAUACAUUAAGCCAAAAAUAUUUUAUAUUUUGACGACCAUAAUGUAUUUAUUGUAUUUAUAAAUAUUAUAAAAUUUUGUCAUAGAUUUUAUUAAGUAAAUAUAAUAGUAUCGUCAUAUACUUUUCAUGAAAAUAUGUAUACUUAAGUGGCGGCCUAAACUAUUGUAUUAAGUAUGGAAUUUAACCAUUCUGUUUUAGUACUAGAUUUGUUAUAAGUAAUUUUAUAAAGAACUAACUGUAAUUCGCGGCUUUGCACGUGUGAAUUAAAGUCAAUCUACCCUGUAUGUAUUAAAUUCACCCAUGUAUUAAAUUCCAUCAAAUCUGUUCGCUUAAAAAAGCUAUAUAUUCUAAUGCAAUUUUCGACAAUUUAUUAAAUUUUUUUCGACAUAAAUUAUUAUAAUUAAAAUCAUGUAUGAACAUCACAUUGUCCAUGAAAUAUACAUACUUAUUUACCUUUAAUACUUUAAUGCGGAAUCUAUGAUAUAAAAUAACAGGUCAGUAUUGAGUACGAGUCUUAAAAUUCGAUACUUAUUUAUGUAGGUACAGCUUGGAUAAAAGAUUUUAAUAUCGUUCAAAUAUAUCACUUUAGAUCCAUGUUAGAAACAAUACACAAGCAAAAUAUACAUAAAAAUAAAACAUACAUUUUAAUAUCCAACAAUUCGAUAAUGCUACACGUGUAACCCUAUUAUUAUGAUGUGAAAGUUCAAAAUAAUUUGUACAGAUUUUCCUAGUAUGUAUUUCUCUAUUCUCAUCGAUACAAAGGAAUGGAAAGUUGAUAUCUACAUUUGGAAAAAUGCUAUUUGUGUGUACAAUUGUUUUAGAAAGUAUUUUGUGUAUGAUAAUGACCCCACAGCGUCUGUAAUGUGGUAGUUACCCGCAUUCCGUGAAGUCGGAGUCGGGAUUAUAGACAUAGCAUGCGAAGACGAAGAACACGGGACUUUAAAGUCUUUUGUUUACGCAGCUGUCAAAUUCUGUCCGCGGAUAAAAUUUCCCGAUGCAUUUGCCUUUUAAGUCCAACGAGGGACAGCUCUAUUCUAAACACAGUACCAGACUUAGGAAAGGUUCAGAGACCCGAUCCCGAAAGCCGAGAGGGGCGUCGAAGUUUAAAGGUUCACAUAAAAUACGUCCUGUAAAUAUCGAAUAUGUAAAUAUCUUGUGACCAUUUUCUACGUCGUCAGAGGAGGAUGGGCACGAGGGGACGCCUCAAUAAAGGUCACAGCAUUGACCUUUGUUUUUUUUCGUCACCGCAAGUGUGGGCGCCAUUAGCAAUUUGCCCAGUAAUGCUAAGUAAGCUAAAGCCAGCUCUGCCAUAAUAAAACACCUCAAAUUGUAUAUUCUUCAUACAGCGCGUAUUACGCAAACACGAAACUUUAUCCGCAGACAAAAUGUCAGACGUUUGAAAAGGCUUAUACUUCGGGUGCACGAAGUUCCGGAUUUGAUCUCAUUCGGGCUAAUUUGUAACAAUUUGAUUUGUAUUACGUGUUGUAUAAUUCUUACAGCAACGGUUCUAUCGAAUUAAUAUAAAAAAAAAUCAUUUUAUUGUAUACCUAUUAACCACCAGGCCGUUAAUUUGUAACCAGCCAAUUGUAGUACAAUACUGCAGCGGCCAGCAACUGAGGCAUUGAUGAACGAACGUGCAAAUUUGGGCCGAGGUGUAGCCGAGGCACACAUACGUGAGUCCAUCAAUGUCUAGUUGUGGCCAAGACUUGUAUACUACUUUUCUCAAACAAUGCGCGGAAAUUAAAAACAAAAUUUUACUUUUUAAGUUCAAUGACGAAUAACGAACAAUAAUAUUUUUUCACGCGCCAUAAUGUUCCUUUGUUUUUUUUUUUCAAUAGACAGCUUCUUUUUGCAAGCCAGUUCGAAAUUUAAAUAAAACAUUUUAUUAGUUACCUCCCUGGUAGCCAUGUUUCGAAGUAAAAGGUCAUUCCAUUUUUAAAUUACAGGAUAGAUAUGAGUUUACAUAGUAAUUUAUCUGGCUGCAAAACACGACAGAUAUGGACUUUCAUACAACUUUUGCCGGCCGCUGCCCGCAUGUAUCUGGCCAGUACGGCAAUUUUGAUUUAUCUCUAAGAAGAUUGUCAAAAUAAUGCUCACAUUUCCAAGCAUGUUUGAGAAAAUGUGAUUAUCUGAUUUUUGUCAUUGUAAUUUAUUUUGAUUCUUAUAUAAACUGACUUCUUCUUUUACUGUUGUUCUUAUGAUGAUAUUCUAAUGAAUAGCGGGAUAUUCUAAUGAAUUUUGAACUUUUAUUUAUAUUUUAAACAGAUUUUUAGUCCCACUGUAGGUACUAUAUUUAUGCAGAGUAUAUUAAUCAAAUCAAAGUAUGUACCUACACAUGACAUAAGUAUUAAUAUAUUAUAUAUGUAUAAACAAUGUCACAUGUAACGAUUUAAAAUUAUUUAAUGUCAAUUGGAGAUGAAUGAAUUUAUUUAUUGGUCAAUUAAAUAUUGCACGGCAUA
Messenger RNA from Galleria mellonella (greater wax moth), 6893 nucleotides. Its product is annotated as myotubularin-related protein 9. Bases 211 to 1905 code for a protein of 564 amino acids. The transcript is spliced from 10 exons. The record is from RefSeq and is a predicted model, not a curated record. Gene Ontology annotation, biological process: negative regulation of autophagy. NCBI's taxonomy places the organism in Eukaryota, Metazoa, Arthropoda, Insecta, Lepidoptera, Pyralidae.